AUGGACUCAGCAACCUCCCAUCGGCCGCCCAAACGCCUCGCCGUCUUCUGUGACGGCACAUGGGUCGGCCGCGAGACAGCCGUCGACGACGCACCACCAAGCAACAUCCGGCAGCUCGCCAACAUGGUCGGCACCGUCAAGUACAAAACCGACGACAAAGCCGCCGCAACCGUGCACCCCAUCCAACCGCACAAAAACAAGAACCUCUCUGAGACUUCUUCUGCCUCCGCCCCGGAUGCCAUCAUCGCAGGUUACCAAGAAGGCGUGGGCCUGAACAAGAACUUCAUGCAGUACAUCUGGGACGGCGCCACCGCCUCCUCCAUCAGCGAAGAAUGCAUCGCCGUGUACAAAUUCAUCGUGGAAAACUACACCGACGAGCACGAAAUCUGGUUGUUCGGAUUCAGUCGCGGCGCGUUUACUGUGCGCUGCGUCGCGGGCAUGAUUAACAACUGCGGCAUCAUCAAGCGGCGCGCCGACUACACCGACGAAGAGGUGUCGCGCCUGUGCUACGAAAUAUUCCGCACGUAUCGCUCUAGUUUGCCGGUUGAUGCGCCUAAAAGCGAGGAAUGUCAGCGCUGGAAGGGGCUGGAAGAUAGAGUGUGGCAGGUUAAACGCCCGAUUCGCUUCAUGGGGGUUAUAGAUACGGUGGGUGCGCUGGGGAUUCCGCGACUAAGCGCGGGCGUAGGGUUCGAUUGGAGUCCAUUUGAGUUUUUCGAUAUGAGCAUCUCGAGCGUGGUGCAGCAUUGCUAUCACGCGCCGUGCUUGCACGAUAGGCUGUGGAUCUUCCAGCCGUGUCUUGUGUCUGCGAGCGAGGAGACGGCGGCGGAUGAGAAAGAGGCGAGGGCUAGUAUAACGCAGAAAUGGUUUCCGGGGACCCAUUACGAUGUCGGUCGUAUGACGUUUCGGUUUGUGCGGCAGAGCCCGACGAACUGGAUUGAGGAGGCGUUGGGGUGGCUUCCUAACUUGCUGUCGCGUACAAUUUAUCCGAAUCAAGUGCUCAGCGAUGCGGUAUUGCGGUGGAUGGUGGAAAGUGUACAUGCUGUGGAUGAGCGUUCAGAAACACCCAUUAUGCCUGGCGCGCAAGAAUGGAUACAGCAUCUCGGAGAGAGGCUGGGUGAAGCCGCACUAUCAGCUUCAUCAACGGAAGAUCAACACCUAAGAACUGGCAGUGGAGACAUCUACGGCGACGUGCUAGCCUACGCACCCGGCGGCGUCGUGAUUAGCUCGGUGCAAAAGACCUCGCGCUCCAUCACCUCCCUCCUCAAUGGUGUCUUGCCGCGGCUUGGUGACAACAUCCAGAGCGUGCUGGGUGUCAAAACACUCAUCGGUAUCCUGACAAACACUGCCGAUCGCCGUAUCCCGGGUACGCAAGCAGAAAUAUACCCGUACACAGAGCCAGAGAAGGUGAUGGUCAAGGGAAGCGAAGUUGUUUUCACAGUAGAAGAGCUGGCGCGAAUGAAGGAGGUAAAUGACGUGGGGCAAGUCAGAUAUCCCAGUCAGUGUUUCCAUUCGUUUUUGCUUUGGAAAGAGGUGUUUGGGAAAAAGGUAACUUCAUGUGGACACUGA
This is a messenger RNA of Bipolaris sorokiniana ND90Pr, 1566 nucleotides long. RefSeq lists its product as uncharacterized. Lineage: Eukaryota; Fungi; Ascomycota; Dothideomycetes; Pleosporales; Pleosporaceae. The transcript has a single exon. Bases 1 to 1566 code for a protein of 521 amino acids. The record is from RefSeq and is a predicted model, not a curated record.